This is a messenger RNA of Sceloporus undulatus (fence lizard), 1252 nucleotides long. RefSeq names its product GTP binding protein 8 (putative) (gene GTPBP8). Gene Ontology annotation, cellular component: mitochondrion. The record is from RefSeq and is a predicted model, not a curated record. Lineage: Eukaryota; Metazoa; Chordata; Lepidosauria; Squamata; Phrynosomatidae. Gene Ontology annotation, molecular function: GTP binding.
AGGCUCCUUUUUGUCAGUGUUUCCUCCGAGGCGAGAGAGAGGGCAAAGAGCUGGGCUCUCAUUCGCUGCUUCUGGGGCUGGAAAAAAGGGGUGUGUUUUAACUGAUGUUUGCCUGUUGUUCCCUUCCUCAGUCCAUAGGGAGAGAUUGCCCUCUGACCUUAAGAACCCUAAACUAAAGACUGCUUUUUAAAAAUGAAUGUACUACACUGGUCAGUGGAGAAUUGCAUGGCUUUUAGCAAUCCAUUGGCAAAGAUGUUCCAGUUAUCAAAAGGAAGGAAAGAUCUAACAAUAAGCUGGUUGCGGCAGAGACAUCUCGUGUCCAAAAGCAGCACUCCUAUCAAAUAUGCUUCAUUUUCAGAAGUUCAACAAUUACAGGAAAAACAGUUCACUGGACUCACUUUCCCGCUCCAAGAUCUGGAAAAAUAUCUUACCCCUAAUGUGGACACAUCAUGCUUUCAUAUUUUCAGUCCUAAUCAUGAUGACAUCAACAAAGCAGAGAAGUUUUUCAUUCAGUCACGGCAACACAUCAUUGAUUAUUACUCUUCUGCCGUCCGUAUGGAUCACAUUCCACAAUUGUCAUUGCCAGAGGUAUGUUUUUUAGGAAGAAGCAAUGUGGGAAAAUCCUCCUUAAUAAAAGCCUUAUUUUCAUUGGCCCCUGAUGUUGAAGUCAGAGUUUCUAAAAUUCCAGGUCACACAAAAAAAAUGAAUUUCUUCAAAGUGGGAAAGUUCUUUACCUUGGUGGAUAUGCCAGGCUAUGGUUACAGAGCACCCAAAGACUUUGCAGAGAUGGUGGAACCUUACUUAAAUCAGCGUCCAAAUUUGGCACGGACAUUUCUAUUAGUGGAUGCCCAAGUAGGAAUUCAAGAAAUGGACAAUAUUGCUGUAGAAAUGUUGGAAGAAUUUGGGCUUCCUUAUGUUCUUGUAGUAACAAAAAUUGAUAAAGCAUCAAAAGCAGUGAUGGCCAAAAAUGUGCUAAAGAUUCAAGACUUUGUAAGAAAAAAAACACAUGUGUGCUUUCCUCAACUCUUUCCAGUGAGUUCUCUGUAUUAUGCAGGAAUCCAUGUACUGAGAUGCUUUAUAGCACAUGUUACCGGAUAUCUUCCCCUAUCCUCAUAAUGAUACAGAAUCAUCACGGUUCAUCUCUGAAUUGCACCUUCCAAUUCCACUAAUACAAAUUGCACAGUUUCUUGUUCUGUGUACUUUAAAAAAAUGUAAAUAAUUUGGUUACAAUAAAUGCUAUUUAAGUUACUAA